CAAAAAAUAAGUAACUUUUUUCCCUUUUUUUCUUCUUCAUUCUUUUUUUUUUUAAGUUCUUCACUUUCACAUAUACCAUCACCAAUAUUAUUAUAUGAAAAGAUUAACAAUCACCACCCACCACCCUCCUCCACAACCCACCCUCAUCAACCAUCAGCGCAACAAACACUACCACUUCACCCUACUGUUUAUAUCCGAAUCACACAUAGAAAAAAAAAUUAAACAAAAUUUAAACUAAAUUUAAACAAAAUUAGAUCAAACAAACACACACUUAUCUACACAAAAAUUUCAAAUCUUCAACUUCGAACCAGAUCUAAGAUCUCUACUUUCAUUGCAAAGCCCAACCCCGACUAUCCACUUACGAGAUCUCCACACGAACCCAUAAAACCACAAACCCACGAACCCAUCCAUCCCCAUCGAACCAAGAAUACCAUCCCUGUCAUCGAACAAUAAACCCACGAAGCUAGACCAUCCCCGUUGAACCACGAACUUGUCUCCAUCCCCUUCGAGCCACGAACCCCAUCGCCAUCCUCAUCAAACUUGCACAAAAAAAUACACACACACAGAGAGAGAGAGAGAGAGAGAGAGAGAGAGAGAGAGAAAGAAAAAGAGAGAGAGGGAAAAUAAAAGAGACGAGUUCGGGAGGACCUGAGUUUUGGGGGUCGUAGAUCUUGAUUUCGUGGUCCAAAUGCAUUGCCGGAGUGCUUCUCCACCACCACCGACGACUUCUUCGUGAGUGCAUCUUCGAUAGAAAAAGAGAGAGAGGGGCGAAUAUAUAGGCUUUAAGGGACGAGGAUUUCGAUUUUGUAGUUUGUUUUAAUAAUAGGUGGCUGGAGUUUUGGGUUUGCUCUAGGCAAAUCCCAUUGAGAGAGAGAGAGAGAGAGAGAGAGAGAGAGAGAGAGAGAGAGAGAGAGAGAGAAAUGGUUUGGAAUUAGGGUAAAUGGUUGAAGAAGAAGAAGGUUGAGGAAAAAGAAAAAGAAAAAAAAAAAGAAGAAAAUUAUAUUUUUUUUCAAUUUUUCUUUAUUUUUUUAAAUGAAAAAAAAAAACUGAAACGAAAAAAAUGUUUUUUUUUUUAUUUAUAAUAUUUUCUAAUUUUAGGGCAUUUCCCGUCAAAAUUUAAAUUUUAAAGGUUAAGUGUAAAUAAAUUGAAAAUAUUAAGAGUUAUGCCGCAAAUAACCGUUGAUAAAAGUAUCUUAGUUUUGUUUUUUGCCACCAAAAUUUAAAUUUUGAGUUAAGUAAUGUAAUAACAAAGUAAAAAUAUUGAGAUUUUUACCGUACUUAAUUUAAUUUUAUUUAUUAGUACUAGUACAUACUAUAUAAAGUCCUCGCCAGGUCACAUGCUCACAAACGGAAAACAAAAAUGAAAAUGAAAAUUGGAGUUUUAUUCUUCUUAAUUCUGCUUCUACGUACAUUUUCCCCUACUUCGGCCCAUUGCUCCAGUGAAGAAGAAGAAGAAGAAAUUCAAAGGUCUCAAUUCCCAGACGGUUUCUUCUUCGGAACAAGCACUUCAGCCUAUCAGGUUGAGGGAGCAUUUCUUGAAGAUGGAAAGAGUCUCACCAACUGGGAUGUCUUCGCUCAUAUUCCAGGAAACAUUAUAAAUAAUGAAAAUGGUGAUGUUGCAGAUGACCAUUACCACCGGUAUAUGGAAGAUAUUGAAUUAUUGCAUUCUCUUGGGGUGAAUGCAUAUCGAUUCUCAAUUUCGUGGUCAAGAAUUCUGCCUAGAGGAAUAUCUGGCGAUGUUAACCCAGAAGGGAUUAAGUUCUAUAAUAAAUUAAUCGACCACUUGAUACAUAGAGGAAUCGAACCAUUUGUGACUAUUUUCCACUUUGAGUUUCCACAAACUCUGGAGGACAAAUACGGGGCAUGGCUAAAUCCUUCAAUGAGGGAGGAAUUUGUAUAUUUUGCGUCGAUAUGUUUCAAGGAAUUUGGAGAAAGAGUAAAGUACUGGGUGACCCUAAAUGAGCCAAACCAUUGGGCGGAAUUUGCCUAUAAUAGGGGAGAGUACCCUCCGGCUCGUUGUUCGCCGCCGUUUGGGAAUUGCUCAAGGGGCGACUCUGAUACAGAGCCUCUUGUUGUCAUGCACAACAUGUUAAUUUCACAUGCCAUGGCUGCUCAUCUUUACCGCAAAUGCUUUCAGAGGAAACAGGGUGGGUUUAUUGGAAUUUCUGUGUCUUCAUUUAUGUAUGAACCACUUAGAGACGAAGAGGAUGAUCGGCUAGCUGCGAGUAGAGCAUUGGCUUUCAAUAUCGCUUGGGCGUUAGAUCCUUUAGUACAUGGAGAUUACCCUGUAGAAAUGCGAGAGUGCAUUGGGUUGAAAUUGCCAAAGAUUUCAACCGAAGAGAAAAAGAUUCUGAAAGGCAGUAUAGACUUCAUUGGCUUAAACUACUAUUCAACUUUCUACGCCAAAGACUGCAUCCACACCCCUUGCUCCCCCAAGUCUCAACACCCAAUUAAAGGCUUUGUCGAAACCUCAGUAUUACGAGAUGGUAUACCUAUUGGUCAACCGACCGGAAUGGAAAGCUUCUUUGUAGUUCCAAGAGGCAUGGAGAAUAUUGUUGAAUACAUUAAGCACAGAUAUUAUAACAUGAUGAUGUUCGUUACUGAGAAUGGAUAUGCUUCGCCGGUACAGGAGAGUGAACAAGCGCUGCUCCAAGAUCUCAAUCGCAUCAAAUUUCACAAAGGCCAUCUUAACGCUUUAGCCCGCACAGUAAGGAAGGGUGCUAAUGUGAGGGGAUAUUUCAUUUGGUCGUUGAUGGAUAACUUUGAGUGGAAUAUGGGUUACGGCAUUAGAUUUGGGCUAUAUUAUGUGGAACGCGCCACACUCAAACGUAUCCCAAAACUUUCUGCCACAUGGUUUGCAACCUUUCUUACUGGUACUAAUGCAAGUGGACAGAGUCACCACAAGGGACUGUUUAUGGAAAGCAUUUGAUUCCGAUAUAUGAAUAUAAAAAAAUAUUCGUGUUCAUUAUUUUAUAAAAUAUCCCAUAUAGUAUAUUAUCAUCCCUGCCAAAGUAGUAAAUAAAUGCUAUGUUAUGUAUUAUCAACAAUAAAUUUUCGGUACUCACUCAUGUACUAUCAUAUCCCCGUAUGACCUCAAUUGUUUUUUUUAUAUUUAACUAUAAGAUUUAUAUUAGUUGGGAGCAAAUAAAUAAUAUAUAAGUGGGAAUAGAAA
This is a messenger RNA of Cannabis sativa, 3172 nucleotides long. RefSeq names its product beta-glucosidase 18. Bases 1361 to 2929 code for a protein of 522 amino acids. Gene Ontology annotation, biological process: carbohydrate metabolic process. Lineage: Eukaryota; Viridiplantae; Streptophyta; Magnoliopsida; Rosales; Cannabaceae. The transcript is spliced from 12 exons. The record is from RefSeq and is a predicted model, not a curated record. Gene Ontology annotation, molecular function: beta-glucosidase activity.